Acanthochromis polyacanthus (spiny chromis) is the source of this 1534-nucleotide messenger RNA. Its product is annotated as aquaporin-11-like. Gene Ontology annotation, molecular function: channel activity. The coding region runs from base 541 to 1356 and encodes 271 amino acids. Gene Ontology annotation, cellular component: cytoplasm. The transcript has 3 exons. NCBI's taxonomy places the organism in Eukaryota, Metazoa, Chordata, Actinopteri, Pomacentridae. The record is from RefSeq and is a predicted model, not a curated record.
ACGAAGGCAAAAUUUGGACCUGAGACCAGAGAACGGAUCCAAAUAUUAGGUCCGUCGCCACCCCGUCGGACGUUAUGGGGCGGAACGAAUAUUCGGAUAUUCGUCUUUAAUAGGGCCCGAAUAUUCGGAGGCCAGAAACCACUAUUCGGGCCAGACCUAAAAAUAAGAUAACCUUUAAUUAGCCCCACAGUGGGGAAAUUUGCAUUGGUACAGUAAUACAAUAAUUAUUGCACAUAUCAGUGGCACUGCACAGAGUUAGUAUGUACUUCUGUUUAAGAUUUUUAAGGCUUGCGUUUUUUAACGUUACCUGCUUAUGUAUUUUAAUUCUACAGUCUCCUUUCUUUAUACCUGUGGUCUAUUGUGAAGCUUCCGCCACAUUUCUUCUUUCAAGCUGCGCGCUUUGACGCAUCUGCGGCAACGUGGAUCAACGGACUUUGGCAAACGGGCAGAUAAGUGACCCGUUGAAAAGUUGUCCACAUCCCAAGGAACGGUUUGUCCCGUCAGGUCGAGCCGUCGGUGUGUGUCUGGACAGCCGCGGAGAUGUCUGACCUGUUCGUUUCCUUGGCGGUGUUGGCGGUGGCGGUGCUGCUCAGCGAGGCGGUCCGCCGGACAGCCGCGCGUCUCUGCCCCGGAGCUUAUUGGAUUUACCUGCUGGAGGCGGCGUCCACCUUCCAGCUCUGCAGCUGCACACAUGAACUCAAGCUGCUGGGAGAAACCACCCGGCUGGAGCUGCCGGUCGCCCUCACCCUCACCUUCUGCAUCACUGUGGUCCACUUGACAACUUUCCGGGAGGCGACGUGUAACCCCAUCGCGGCUCUGGAGAGCGUCUGUCGCGGCAGCAGCAGCGUCAAAGCGGCGCUCGUCCUCAUCGCCCUCCAGUUCGGCGCUGGGGUCGCCGCGCAGGUCUUCGCAGCCUCCGUGUGGUCGCUGGGUCUGUCCGACGUCCACGUCCGGCACCAGAGGUUCGGGUUCAGGUGCUUCGAUCCGCUCGGUGGGACGAUACUGGAGGCCGCGGCCGUGGAGCUGAUGUGCGCCUUCACGGUCCAAGCCGCGGCCAUGAACAUCCACAGAGUGGACGAGAAGCUCCGGGCUGCCCUCUUCGCUGCGCUCAUCACGGCGCUGGUUUUUGCAGGUGGAAGUAUUUCAGGAGCAGUUUUUAACCCCGUCCUGGCCUUCUCCAUCCAGUUCCCCUGCAGUGGCCACACCUACCUGGAAUACUGCUUUGUCUACUGGCUGGGACCCGCCUUAGGUGUGGUGAGCUGCAUCCUGCUGUUUGAGAAGAUCGUCCCGUUCCUCUCUGGAAAGAGUGCCAUGAGGCUGGACAGCCAGCCUGCCCAGAAACAGAAGACACAGUAACAGUGAGGGGGAAAGAACAUGUUUAAGUUGUUUAUUCCACAUAUCUAGACAGAUAAAACCAGUAUAAUCAGAUUUUUUUUCUUUUGUCAAUUAAAGGGGAACUUCAGUUUUUUUCAACCAGGGGUCUGUUUUCAUAUGUAAUUUCAUACAUGUGAGUGAUGGAGAAAUGAAUUUUCGA